Cyanistes caeruleus (blue tit) is the source of this 2118-nucleotide messenger RNA. The record is from RefSeq and is a predicted model, not a curated record. Lineage: Eukaryota; Metazoa; Chordata; Aves; Passeriformes; Paridae.
CAUCUUUUCCUUGCUGGAACAACAGCAAGUUGUGAAGGAAUGCUGGGAAAACUGUGGAUGAGGCUUUGAUGCCAAUAUGCUUUUGUUUAGAGAGUCAUCAAAAGCAAAUGAAUUACUGCUGGUUUUCAGUGAGAGCCAGGGACCUCAGCCUGCCAUUAUAAACCUACCUUAGUCUCCCCAGUGCACAAACACAGGAUGUCGAGGUUCUCCCUUCACACACCCUCCAGCUGCCCUUAAAUUCCUGCCCAUCUGUUUUGCUGAGUUAUUUGGUACAUGCCUGACCUUGCUCUGGGUUUAUUGACAUUUAUCUGCAUCCCCAUCCCCACCCUGCAGAUACACAGCCUAUAUGAACCCAGCACUUGAUCCUGCCACUGCACAUGGUGAUGUGACUGGAGAGCUAGUCCAUGCUUCAUCCGUAGAGGGUGUGUGGUAUAAAUGCAGGGCUGUAGUACAUAUAGAAAUAAAAGCAAAUAUCUCCACUGGAUGUGAUGUCACAAAGCAGGUGGGGAUGGAGAAGCCCUAUUGCUGAGCACAUCUGGUUUGGCAUGGGAGGUGAGAUUACUCCUCAGUAGGAUGCCAAGGCUAGCUUUGAGAAGAGCAGUAGUGAAGAUGGCAUUUUUUGUCUGGACAGUGGGACCGCAAGUGUGUGCACAGGGAGUUAGUGUAUAAUGAACCCCCUUCUGCCACUUCUUCAUUGCUUUUACAGCCCAUAUAUUUGCUUAUCAGUGGAGUGCUUGCUUUUUAGUUUUUGUGUGGACACACCUGGAGUGUGAGACCAGAGGCAUAGCAUUAGCCAGAAACCUGUAAAGUUGUGUAUCCAGUGGUGUGUCUUUCAGACAGUAUUCUGCAGCUGCUUGAUGGCUUGAAGUAUUUGGCUUUGUCCUUCAUUAAUUUCUUUCUUCUUUCUUCCUCCUCUGCAAUUUCCCCUCAAUUUGGCAAUGUAAACCCCAAACAAACCUUAAACAACUGCACCUCCCACUGCCCAUGUGGAUGCGUGGGCUGGCAGCCGCCCAUCGCCGGUGGGUGCGAUGCAGGCUCCCAUCGCCUCCGUGUAUGACCCUCUGCAGAGCUCCGAGCUGCGGCGCAGGCACAGCACCUCCUCCAGCCCCAGCCAGGUCCGAGUGGGGCCUGAGCAGCUGAAGCACGUGGCCCAGGUCUGCCCCAACAGCCCUGUGGAAGUGGAGGUGCCGGGACUCAAAGUGCUGCAUGUGCAGUUCAAUUCUCCCCUGCAGCUCUAUUCGCAGAGCAACAUCAUGGACACCCUGCAGGGGCAGAUCUCUUCUGUUAGCCCUGAUUUCCCCAGUUUAGAUCAGCAUAACCAGACCCCAGGCAACAUUGCCAUAGACAGACAAUCUGAGGUUUACAAGAUGCUGCAGGAGAAUCAAGAGUCAAAUGAGCCACCCAGACAGUCUGCUUCAUUUCUUGUGUUGCAAGAGAUCUUGGAGUCAGAGGAGAAAGGAGACCCUUCCAAGCCAUCUGGAUUUAGGAGUGUCAAAGCCCCUACCACAAAGGUGGCCUCAUCGAUUGGGAAUGCCCAGAAGCUGCCCAUGUGCGACAAGUGUGGAUCUGGCAUUGUAGGGAUGUUCGUGAAGAUCCGGGACAAGCAGCGUCACCCCGAGUGCUACGUGUGCAGCGACUGUGGCACCAAUCUCAAGCAGAAAGGACACUUCUUUGUGGAAGACCAAAUCUACUGCGAGAAGCACGCACGGGAACGGGUGAUUCCCCCGGAGGGCUACGAGGUGGUCACUGUCUUCCCAAAGUAAACCAUGCUGCUCACAAAGCAAGCGUGGGUGAUUUAUCCUCUGCUUCUUUUCCUUGGAGAGCAUUUUCCCUACCCCCUGCAGAAUCUUGUUUGCAAUAAGGAAUGCUAGGCAUGGCUUUGAAUUUCCUUGUCAUUAUUAAUCCUCCAUCUGUUCACAUGAGAUGUCACUAAUUGUUCAACAUUCUUCUCAUCCUCUCUUUCACUUUUUUUUUAAUACACAGAUUUAUUUUUUUUUCUUUCAUUGUGCUGUCAAUCACACAGGAAAAUCAGAGGCCAAAGUCAGAUUACAACUUUUCUGUGUUCUAGUUAUUUUGCCAUCUGUUUGCCUUCAAUAAAUGGGGUGAAUCCACAAGGCA